Messenger RNA from Pelodiscus sinensis (Chinese soft-shelled turtle), 2692 nucleotides. The record is from RefSeq and is a predicted model, not a curated record. Lineage: Eukaryota; Metazoa; Chordata; Testudines; Trionychidae.
UUCUGCGGGUCUCGCCCCUUCCUCCGCCGUGAUUGGCCGGGCGGGCGGGGCGACGCCACAUCCGGGCAUUCGGGGCAGGCGCUGGGAGCGGCGGACCCGAGGGGGAACCGGCCCGCGGUUGGGGAGGCGCGGGGCGCGAGCUGCAGGGGGCAGGCACCAUGGCAGAGCCGCGGAAGGAAGAAGAGGAGGAGGCGGAGGAGCGGGACAAGCGGGAGCCGGCGCACCGGGCCACCGUAGCAGCCAAGAACUUGGCCAUCCUCAAGGCUCCCUCCCCCCACGUCCCGAGUACGAGGUCAUCGAGACCAUCGGCACCGGAGCUUACGGCGUGGUCAGCUCCGCCCGGCGCCGGUCCACAGGCCAGCAGGUGGCAAUCAAGAAGAUCCCCAACGCCUUCGAUGUGGUGAUGAACGCCAAGCGGACCCUCCGCGAGCUUAAGAUCCUCAAACACUUCAAGCACGACAACAUCAUCGCCAUCAAAGACAUCCUGAAACCCGCGGUGCCUUAUGAUGACUUCAGAUCCGUGUACGUGGUGCUAGACCUGAUGGAGAGCGACCUUCACCAGAUUAUCCACUCCUCCCAGCCCCUCACGCUGGAACAUGUCCGAUACUUCCUCUACCAGCUGCUCCGGGGUCUCAAGUACAUCCACUCGGCCAACGUCAUCCACCGCGACCUGAAGCCCAGCAACCUGCUCAUCAACGAGAACUGCGAGCUGAAGAUCGGGGAUUUCGGCAUGGCCCGGGGGCUGUGCACCAAGCCGGACGAGUACAAAUACUUCAUGACCGAGUACGUGGCCACGCGGUGGUACCGGGCCCCGGAACUCAUGCUCUCCCUGCAUGAAUACACGCAGGCCAUUGACAUGUGGUCCGUCGGCUGCAUCUUUGCCGAGAUGCUGGGCCGCAAGCAGCUCUUCCCCGGGAAGAAUUACAUCCACCAGCUGCAGCUGAUCAUGACGGUGCUGGGCACGCCCUCCGCCAAGGUGAUCCACGCCAUCGGGGCUGACCGGGUACGUGCCUACAUCCAGAGCUUGCCCUCCCGCCAGCCGGUGCCCUGGGAGACCCUCUACCAGCAGGCCGACCGCUCGGCCUUGGCGCUGCUGGCCAAGAUGCUGCGCUUCGACCCCCGCGAGCGGAUCACCGUGGCCGAGGCCCUCAAGCACCCCUUUGUGGCCAAGUACCACGACCCGGACGACGAGCCCGACUGCGUGCCCGCCUUCGAUUUCGACUUCGACAAGCAGGUCCUCACCAAAGAGCGAAUCAAGGAGGCCAUUGUGGCCGAGAUCCAUGACUUCCAUGAGCGCCGCGAAGGGAUCCGCCGGCAGAUCAGCUUCAAACCCGCCCUCCGGCCGGCCGAUGCCGCCCCGCCUGCUGCUGCCCCCUUGCGCUGCCAGGACGUGGACAUGCCCAGCGCCGGAUCCACCGGGGGAGACUAUGCCAUGGAGUCGCCAGCCCCCGUGGAAGUCCCUUACCCUCCGGAGACCAUAGACCUGACCUCGCCUGGGGCUCCCCCCAACCUCGAGGGGCCGGCCGAGGUAAAGGCUGAGCCGGAAGCCUUGCCACCGAAGAGGGAGGGGGCCAUCUCGGACGACACCAAGGCGGCGCUCAAGGCCGCGCUGCUGAAGUCGGCGCUGCGCAAUAAGAACAAAGACACCCUGAGCUCCGUCCCUGAGCCCCUGGACAUGAGGAAGCCGGUGACGGCCCAGGAGCGGCAGCGGGAGCGGGAGGAGAAGCGCAAGCGGCGGCAGGAGCGGGCCAAGGAGCGGGAGAAGAAGCAGAAGGAGAAGGAGCGCAAGGAGCUGCGGCGCGGUGACGUGCUGGGCGGGUUGGUGCUGAGCGAGAACGACCGCAGCCUCCUGGAGAGAUGGACCAAGAUGAUUGACCGGAAUCAUCAGAAACUGGCUCUCAAUGGGCCCAUGGAUCACGCGACGUCGGAUUUCUUGAGUUUCCCUGAGAAGGCGCCAGCCGGCGGUGGCGCUAAACUCACUGUGCUGCCUAUGACUGCAGACCCAGCCAGUGGCCCAGCUCCCAACAUGGUGCAGUACUUCCCGGCCCCGCCCGGCCCCUUCCCUCCAGUUCUCGUGGCCUCCACGGCUUGCCACAAAGCUUUGUCGAAACCUGAGUGCCUUCUGAGCGUCAAAUACGCCCCGGGCCAGAUCUUCCAGGCCCCCUUCGGCUUGGCGUGGCCUGGGGCCCAGGGCCCAGAGAACUGGCCCAUGGCCGGGAGGCUGGCACCCGGGGAAGGCCCGACGGCCCCUAACGGGGCACAGCCGCAAGAGGGGCCGUCGAGCCGCGCCCUGGAGGGCGUGGGGUUGGACCCGGCCGUCUUCCUGCAGGAGAUGGGGAAGAGGACCCCGGAGCCAGCGGUAGGAGGCGUCAAAGGGCCCAACCAGCACCCGGUCGCCACAGCCCCGUUGCCGGACACUGUCCCCACGGAGUCACCGGACAUCACCAUGGUUACGCAGCAGCUCUCCAAGUCGCAGGUGGAGGAUCUCCUGCCGCCCGUCUUCUCGGUGACCCCCAAGGGCAGUGGAGCGGGCUACGGCGUGGGGUUCGAUUUGGAGGAAUUCCUCAAUCAGUCCUUUGACAUGGCGGCGGAGAACAGGGACAGCCAGGGCGAUUCAGCCCCUCUCUCUGCCUCCCUGCUGGCUGACUGGCUGGAGGGGCCCCGGGGGAACUGCAGCUGGGCUCUCCCAUGA